AUGGUGGAUGCAGUUAGGAAGAUGCCUUCCUCCUCUUCCCUCCCCUUGCUUGAACUGUGUAAUGUUGUACUGCCACCUCGUGGCUCCUUCAUCGCCAGCUCAGAAAAAAAGCCUCAGCUUGACAAAGCCAGACAAGCCAACCACAGAGGUUCUGGAGCAGAGGCUGCAGGAGGAAAGCAGAUCUUUCUCUUGGUAUGCAUUCUCCAAGUCGAUUGCCCACAAGACCUGGGUGGAAGAGGUACCUACCAGGACACAAGUGGAAGUCAUCAAGCAUGUUGCCCAGAGCUGCCAUCUUUACCUGAGCUCAGUGGAAAGUCUGACAUCAACACAGAUUUUGCACCCAAGCCCCCUUCUCAAGAAUGUUCACCAAAGCAGCUGGGACAGUGCAAGCCUGAGGCUCAAGAACCUUGUCGGGGUUCCUGCAUGAACAGCCCAGUAACUCAAUGGAGCAAAACAGAUGACUUGGGACAAGGUGAUAACCAGACACCUGCAGUUACAGGGGAAGCUGUGGAAGCAGUGCCGGCCCGGGAAGGUGAGGCCUACGCUGACUUGGGUGGUGAGGAAAGAAAGGAGAGGAAUUCAGAGUUUGAAUUUGCAAGAUUUGGCUGUAACUGCAUGAGGACACAAAACAAGCUACUUGUACCGUUAAUCAAUUUCACUUUGUCACCAACUUCAAAUGUUAAAUGUGGAAAAUGUAGCAGCAAAAUUCGCAUCCUGGCAGCUUUCCCUUCCCUUGCGGCCAGCACCGUGCAUCAUUCACACAAGCUUGGAUCAAGUUUGCCUGCCCUUGGCCAAGGAGGGUCCCCGGUUACAGGUGUGGACCUGCUCUUUCUAGCCCUCACCUGCAGCUCCUUCUGUGUUCCUGCUGACUCCCUGGGGACCCACCUGGACAAUGUCACCUUCAGAGGCCGACCACCCCACAGGCUACAUCUCUGCCUAUUGCCCUGCAAGGUUGUUGGACUUCCACUUGCAAAACAGAUCAGGGGAAACAAAGGGAAAAGAGUGGCUGCCAUAAGCCAGUACACAAACUACAACUGUAACCGUGUAAUCCCCACGAUGCAACAACCUGCUAAUAAUCAUUCUCUGGGGAAGGACAAGGACAGUCCAGAGAAAGACUUACUAUUGGAUGAGGAGACUCAACCAGCCCUGUGUGAUCAGGAGAACAGCAACUCCAACAGGGUUCCCUGGAAGCUUCCAGAAACACAACCUUGUAGCUGCAUGGAGAAGACAGAGUCACCCCAGCCAGAGGAACAAUCCCAAGACUGCAAGACUUACCUGGGUAUCUCCUCUGAGCAGCACUGUGAGAACCAGGGGAAUCUGCUCCACUUUGACAGGCAAGCCCCGAGCCGAAUUUCCACCUCUCCCACUUUGAGGAGAUUAAGGAACAGUGGCUGUGGUACUUCGCGCUCACUGUCUCAGCAAGAGACGUUCAAAGUGCCCACCUGGGGAAGCUGGAAGGCGCCUGCAGUCUCCUCGCAUUUCUUAUCCCAAAGCCUACCUGGAAGCCUACAGGAUUCUUUCAACCUCUCGUCGCCUGUGAGGACAAAAGUGGACUGGACUCCGAAAGUGCCUCUGGACGCUGAUAGUGCCCUCAAUGCUGCUGACUUUUUCCAGCCCCAAACAGGGCCCGCUGAGGAGCAUGCCCCUCCAGAAUCUCCAUCCAUCAAUGAGGGGUCCCUCCCCCAGGCCUCUCUCCCAGGGACUGGAGGCCAGUCACUGCCCAGUCUCACACCACGGUCCCCUACGCCUCAGGGUCCAGAGAGCCACCCUUGCAGGUUCUUCGAGCACAGGCGAAGCUCUGUGGUGCUCAACUUACCUGGACUUGAGAUGUUCCCCGGGGACCUUCUGGUGUCAGAUGGAGCUGCCGAUUACAUGUGCCACCCACUUCUGGUGCUGAAUUCAGAAUCCAAAAAACCCAGAUGGCCUUUCUCCAAGAGAGGAGUGGGCAAAGACAGACACAAGCACAUAUCAGAUCUGGAAAACUGCCUCUCCUCUGUGAAGAUUAUAGACUUCAGGGGCUCCAAGUUCCAUAACCUUAAGGAUAAGACCUGGAAUGAAGUCAUGGAAAUACAUCAAAAUCUUCCCACUGAUCAGCUAGACUUGAGGAAGCAGCAGGAGGCCAUGUGGGAGCUCUUCACCAGCGAAUGCACUUACUUCCUGGACCAUUUACUGGUUCUUAAAGUGAUCUUCAUGAAUACACUAAAAUAUCUACAAGAUCAUGAGUAUCUCCUGGAUGUGGAUUUAUGGAGGCUUUUUGCAAACCUGGAAGAGUUAAGUCAGACAAGCUCUGGUUUCGUGAACAGCCUUUUCAGCAUCAUCAAGGACUAUGUUGAUGCUUCUGAGACUUCACCGCCAAUGGAUUUCAUUUCUGUGCUUGCAAAGUAUUUCCGAGGGAGCCUCUGUCAGAGCCACCAGACCUACUGCCUGAAUUACUCAGCUGCUGUCUUUUAUCUGGAGAGCCUGAGGCAGAGAGAUGACUUUGGAAUUUAUUUAAAAUGGUGUGAACAAAAUGAACAGUGCAAACGGCUUCACCUGCCUGAGCUAUUAGUGGCCCCAUUACACCGGUUGACUCGAUAUCCCUUGUUGCUGAAGAAUAUCUGGAAAAGGAGUACAGAUUCCACGGAGAAAAUCAUGAUCUACUCCCUCAAGGACAAGGUGGAAAAGUCAAUUCGGGAUCUUGAAGGAAAGGUGAAGUGGCUUGACAAUUUCCAAAAAUGUAGACAUCUACAGGAGAUUAUAGUGUGGCCUCCACUUUGGGACAGAGAUAAAAGGUUUUUCAUCCCAGAGGGCCUGAAACACAUUUUUAAAGAACACACGGCAGAAAAUAUCUUGUCACCAACCAACAGACACCUUCUCUAUGAGGGAAAAUUAACUCUCGCAGAAAACACAAGAUUCCUAGAUGUUUAUCUGUUCCUCUUUGAUGAUUUCCUCUUAGUUACAAAAACCAAGCGCAACAAGAAGAAACCUGGAGGCUCAGACCCUGGUUUAAUAUGCCCUUCACUUACUCCUGAGUUGCAAACAAUAAUAAAAGAGGGCGGUUCAUGCACAGUGCUCGAUCAGCCCAUCCCUCUGGACAGAGUGCUGGUCAGAAGUAUUGAUCCCCUCCACGUGUCAGUCUUUGGACUGAGAAAUGCUUUCCUUAUACAACAUGAAAACAGAUAUCGACAGUGUAUAGCAGCAUUCUUAUUACAAGCCCAAACGGAAAACAUUAAAAAAGCAUGGAUGGCACAAAUAGCAGCAGCAAUCUCUUGCUUCACCAAAAAUCAAGAAACGAAGAAAAUACCUUUAUUUACAUUGCCUGCAGAAUCCUCUGAAAUUUAGGGACCUAAAGCACGUGGUGUACCUUUUUAGACAUUAGAGAUCAAGGUAUUUCAUUUAAACUUGUGUAACACUUACUUAGUGAUGAGCUAGAGGAAAUACACAUUUUAAAGGAAUUCCAGAAUAUGAUAAUUGGCGCUAGGAAAAUCCUCAUUAUGAGGAAUAAUGACUGCAAAAAUAUAUGAAC
This is a messenger RNA of Talpa occidentalis (Iberian mole), 3505 nucleotides long. It is a transcript of the gene PLEKHG7, whose product is annotated as pleckstrin homology and RhoGEF domain containing G7. NCBI's taxonomy places the organism in Eukaryota, Metazoa, Chordata, Mammalia, Eulipotyphla, Talpidae. Gene Ontology annotation, biological process: Rho protein signal transduction. Gene Ontology annotation, molecular function: guanyl-nucleotide exchange factor activity. The record is from RefSeq and is a predicted model, not a curated record. Bases 1 to 3321 code for a protein of 1106 amino acids. The transcript has 24 exons.